UGGUGCGCUGUCCAGCAUUUCAGCAAUCGGCAGCGGCGGCGGCGCCCGCGGGAAGACGGAGGGCGCGGGGCCGCGGGGCCCGCGGAGCUGCCGAGCCAAGCCGAGCCAAGCCAAGGAGGCGGACCAGACCAGCGGGGCGGCGGGGCCUGGCUCCAGCGACCGGCAGAGCGCGGCGGCCAGCGGGGAGGGCCUGCGGCUCCGGGGCCACCGGCCAUGUCCUCCACCGUGAACAACGGGGCGGCCAGCAUGCCGUCCCCACUGGACGCCGCCAACGGCUUCCCGCAGCCCGGAGCCUCGACGGGGGCCUGGCCGCGGGCAGAGGAGGAGCUGCGCACGGCGGAGCCGGGCCUGGUGAAGCGCGCGCACCGCGAGAUCCUGGACCAUGAGCGCAAGCGGCGUGUGGAGCUCAAGUGCAUGGAGCUGCAGGAGAUGAUGGAGGAGCAGGGGUACUCCGAGGAGGAGAUCCGGCAGAAGGUGGGAACGUUUCGGCAGAUGCUGAUGGAGAAGGAAGGAGUGCUCACCAGGGAGGACCGGCCUGGGGCCCACAUCGUGGCGGAGACCCCACGGCCAGCAGAGGGUGCAGAGCCGGGCCUGGAGUACGCGCCCUUCGAGGAGGAUGACGGCCCAGUGGACUGCGACUGCCCGGCCGCCUGCUACCGCGGGCACCGCGGGUACAGAACCAAGCACUGGUCCAGCAGCUCGGCGUCGCCUCCUCCCAAGAAAAAGAAGAAAAAGAAAGGCGGCCACAGAAGAAGCCGCAAAAAGAGGAGACUAGAGUCAGACUGCAGCUGUGGGAGCGCCUCACCCCUGCGCAAGAAGAAGAAAAGUGUAAAGAAGCACCGCAGAGACAGGUCUGAUUCCGGGUCCCGGAGGAAGAGACGGCACAGAUCGAGGAGCCCCAAGAGCAAAAGAAAAGAAAAGAACAAAGAGAGGAAGAGGCCUCAUGCAGAGUCCCCAAGCCGAAGGUCCCACCGCCACAGCAGUGGCAGUUCCCCCAGCCCCUCGCUGUCCUCGCACUUCAGUGACUCCGGAUCACCUAGCAGGCUGAGCCCCAAGCACCGAGACGACGGGCGAAAGACGGGCAGCCAGCAGUCCAGCGGGAGCCGGUCGCCUUCCCCGUCAGGCUGCAGCGGAUGGGGGUCGCCCCAGCAGAACGGCGGCAGCAGGCAGCGGAGCGGAGCGCACCGUGGCCGCCCUGGCUCGGCACACAGCCCGCCCGAUGUACGUAUGCUCUGUUUUGCGGAGGGUUCCCGCGCGCCCUGCGGGAUGCGCCGUUUUUUUGGUGGCGGGGUGAUGCGGUCACCAGAGGGGCGGACACGAGUGUGUCAAAGGGGCGGGGCUGCUUCCUCCCUACCCCUGCGCCCGCCCCGUACCCCCAUCGAGGGCGGGGCGUCGUGGCACCGGAAUCUCCAGGAGUGCUCUGGUUGUUGGGCCCACCCGGCCCUAAUGGCAGGACUGGAAGCCUGGCAGAGAUCUCUGCCUGUUGAGCAGAAGCUGGAAGUCAGUAGCACCUUCCCAUCCUCUACCUACUGGGCCUCUGGGGACACCACCAAGAGGCCCCAGGCCUUCACGCAUUGCUCCGAGCCUGUUAAUCUGGAAGGGGGCUCCGAGCGAGGCCACGGCGGACACGGGAAACGGGUGAAGGAGCGGCCCGCGCGCGCGCGACCGGCCAGCACCUCGCCGUCCCCUGACCCGCACGGCAGGCGCGGCGGUCCUGAGGGGAAGAGCUCGUCGCGCAGCCCGGGUGCCCACCCGCGGUCCUGGAGCUCCAGCCGCUCCCCCUCUAAGUCCCGCUCGCGAUCCGCGGAGAAGAGGGCCCGCAGCCCCAGUCGCUCGCUGUCGCCCAAGAAAGCCGUCGGCCGGGACAAAGACGGAGAGGGCCGCACGAGGCAUGCAGAGGCCGAGGCCGCCCGCGCCCGGCGCCGCUCGCGCAGCUACUCGCCCAUCCGCAAGCGGCGCCGCGACUCGCCCAGCUUCAUGGAGCCACGGCGCAUCACCAGUGCCCGGAAGCGUCCUAUCCCCUACUACCGGCCCAGCCCCUCCUCCUCCUCCAGCUGCCUGAGCAGUGACUACUCAAGCAGGAGUCCCAGCCGCAGCCCCAGCCCAGGCCACAGCCACGGAAGCUACAGCAGUCGCAGUCGCGGGACCCGCAGCCGCACACGGAGCCCCUCCCGGACCCCCAGUCCCAGCUACCAAAGCCGGAGCAGCUCUGAGAGUGGGGGUUUCUGAGCCCAGAGAGACCCAGUUGAGGUCCCCUGGCACAGGGAGAGGCCAGGCCCCAGGACCUGGAGUGGGAAUGCACCCCCCACUGCAACAAAGAAGUCCCGGGGCCAGCACGUGGGCAGAUGGGACCAGGGAAGACCGUGAGGGCCGGUGCCCUGCCCGUAGGAGGAGCCAGAUUGUGCUGCUCAGAAAGGGUGCCCAGCCCGCCUCCUGCCCACCUUCAUGUCCAGGGAACAAAGAGCCGUUUCGAACACAGGGAUCACCCUGUCCCCUUCCUGCUUGAUGCCAGCUCACCAGGCUGGGGGCCACUGCCAGAGAAUGGCAUGAGUCCACAGUCUGCUGUGUCACCUCACCUCCGUUCGUAGGCCCAGGCACACCUUGGAGAGGGCCAGACCUCCUCUCCCUGCUCCCCAGGGCCCUCCUCUCCUCUCUCUCUCUCACUGGGAAGAUGAGGAGGUAUCCAGCAAGCUGGGUCUAAGCUAGACAGAAGGAAGAAUGGCCUAACUCUUGGUGCGCCACCAUCCAGGCUGGGGAGGAAGACCCUGGCUGAGGGCUGGUAGCUGGUCCCACAGCCUCCCCCAACCUCUCCCCUGGCCCAGCAGGGCCCAGACUGGGCAGCCCGCAAAGCCCCAGCCUCAGGUCCCAUGUCUCUAGGCCAGGCUCUUCCCUCCAUCCCCAUCCCAGCCCUGGGCCAAGGUCAUACCAGCCAGGCCUUCCGUGUGACAGGAGGUGGGGGUGGAAGACCACAUCUUCAUCUGACCCUGAGGUCAGAGAGGGUCAGGUCAGGGGGUGGAAGACGACAAAGGCUGAAGAUGGCACAGGGACUUGUGACCAUGGGCAAAACAGCGUAGUCGGGUGACAGAGCUGGCCACAGGGAGCUGGGAGGGAUUGGAGAUGGGUCAACGGCAUUGGGCCCCACCAAGAGAAGGGCAGCAUGUGCCAGUCUGGGACACGACUAGAUGACAGCCCAGGGUUCAGGCCUAGGGAAAUGUGUACGGUGCCCUCAGGGCCUGCCCAGGGAAGCGCCUCCUCCCAGGCUUUGUUGGGACAGGCCAGCCAAGGCUCCCCAGGGAGGGGUAGUGCAGCCCUUGGAAGGGAGGCCAGGAUCUAGGCCCAGGGCCUUGCCCUGGCACCAACGGGGACACAGGCCCCCAGUCCUCUUCUGCAGCUCCCAGCCCCCUCCUCCUGGGGCCCUCAGGGAUCUCACAAAGUCUUCCUUGGCCCAAGAGGGCAGAUGCCCUGGGCGCUGAUGGGGGGAGGGGUCUGGGGUCUGGUCCGGGUUCCCCCCUCUCUAUUCCCCCUCCCUCUUACUCCGCGGUGCGGAUAAAAAUUGGACUCUAAUAAUAAACACUCAGUGCCCGGAUGGCACGUGGUGAGA
This is a messenger RNA of Ictidomys tridecemlineatus (thirteen-lined ground squirrel), 3601 nucleotides long. The record is from RefSeq and is a predicted model, not a curated record. NCBI's taxonomy places the organism in Eukaryota, Metazoa, Chordata, Mammalia, Rodentia, Sciuridae.